Messenger RNA from Brassica oleracea var. oleracea, 1958 nucleotides. RefSeq lists its product as uncharacterized. The transcript has 4 exons. The record is from RefSeq and is a predicted model, not a curated record. NCBI's taxonomy places the organism in Eukaryota, Viridiplantae, Streptophyta, Magnoliopsida, Brassicales, Brassicaceae. Bases 66 to 1958 code for a protein of 630 amino acids.
UCUCCGUUCCAAUCAGAAUCAAACCUCAGAACACAUUACAUUCCACCAAUCUUGUUCUUGUCUGCAUGCAGCAGAUUGAGAAACACACCCUUCUUUCUCCUUUCUAUCUCUCUCUGUUUCUUCUCACACAAAUCUCCCAACAGCCAUUUUUUCUACCAAUGGCAGAACUGAGAUCAGGUGUUCUAUUCAAGCUUCUAGAGGAAAUGGGUGUAGGAAAAGCGCGAAGAAACGUUGAUCAAAGACCAGUUUUGCUUCAGAUAAGAAGCAUAAUCCCCGUCCUAGCAGCUGGAGGGUUAUGGCCAAACAAAGGCUUCUUCUUGAGAAUCUCAGACUCAUCGCAUUCAAUGUACGCCUCCUUGCCGAGAGAAGAGAACGACCUUGUCCUCUACGACAAGUUACAGAUAGGUCAGUUGAUAUUCGUCGAGAAGCUUGAGUUUGCUUAUCCGGUUCCUAUGAUCAAAGGCAUCAGACCAACACCAGGUCGAAGGGCUUGCACCGGUGAACCUAUCGACCUGAUCCCUAAAGAACGUAUAGAGAAGUUCUGUGCAAGCCUGUCUGAUACAGAGGAAAGCUAUGAUGAACAAGUGAAGAGGCCGAGAAGGACGAGAUGGAGCAGCUCAAGCGUCUCCGAGAUGAAUGUUACAGAUUUUGGGUUGUUGAAGAAUCUCUCGAGUGUAAUGGAGGAGAGGGAUGAUACAGAGUCAAUGGUUUCAAAUUGCUCUUCUUCUUUGUCUUCAGCAGCUAGGAGAAGAAGUUGGAUGGGUUUGGGUGAUGCUAGAAAGAGAAGAGAUUCAUUAGAUCCAUCUAUGGUUAAGAGUCAUGUUCAUGACAUGAGAUUACAUGUUUCAAGAACUCGAAGUUAUCCUGCUGCUUCUCCCUCUCCUUCUGUGAGGAGCUGUGGAGUGAUAGAGGAGAAGUCAAGUAGUAGAACAAGAAGAAGAGAUAGUGUUGUUUCACCAUCUCCAAAAUGGGCUAAGAGUUUAAGCUAUGGAAGUGGAAGAAGUAAGAGCAAGAACCUUCUUUUUCCACCUAGAAGCAAUACCCUAGAAUCCUCGGAUUCGAUAUCGAGGAAAAGAAGCUGGACAGAGACAGAGAUUCUCUGGAACUCACUUCCUCCCAGAGUUGCAAACCUAGGAAAGGAGAUUCUGAGGCAGAGAGAUAAGGCUAUUCGCGCUGCGUCUCAAGCUUUGUUAGAGGCUUCAGCUGCUGAAAGAUUGCUCAAAUGUCUAAGGUCAUAUUCGGAGCUUUCAGACAAGAGAAAUCAACACCAUCAUAAUCAACAGCCACCUAUAGGAGAGUUCUUGAGUUUCCAAGAUGAGUUAAGCAAGAGCAGGCUAAUCAUAAAAUCAUUAUCAACUGAAGAAACAGAGCAUUGCAACUCAAGAACGGGAGAGGAAAGACGCGAAAAGGCGACUCAGUGGAUCAAAUCAGCUUUAGCUACGGAUCUCAAACCGGUUUCUUUACCCGCAAGUAAGCCUAAGCAGAGUCCCGCGAGAAAGAGUUUUACCCUAAUCGCUCAAGAAACCAAUAACCGUGAAGACAACACAAGGGAAAGAGACAUGGCGUCGGGAGAGAGAAAGGAGAGGUUAAGCAGAGCAGCAAGAGAACUCAGAAACUUGGUAAAGGAAGAAGGAAGAAGGUGGUACUUGAGUCGUGUUGAGAAGUAUUUAGAUGAGAUCAGUAACGUAACAAAGUGGAGAGAGAUGAGUAGUCAGCAAGUAGGGGAAACAAUGUAUCAGAUAAAGCGAGUGAGUGAUUGGUUAGACACUAUGUUUAAAGGAGAAGAGGAGGAACAAGAAGAAGAGGAAGUGGUGAUGAUGAUGACAGAGUCUGAAAGAGAGGCUUGUGGUAGAGUGAGGAACAAGAUUUAUAGGAUUCUUUUGAGACAUGUUGAGAAAACUUCUUUGUUAAGUCAUCAACGUAAUACCAAUCUCAUGUCUCAUCAACAACACUACUGA